This is a messenger RNA of Drosophila montana, 411 nucleotides long. RefSeq lists its product as uncharacterized. The transcript has 2 exons. The record is from RefSeq and is a predicted model, not a curated record. Lineage: Eukaryota; Metazoa; Arthropoda; Insecta; Diptera; Drosophilidae. Bases 32 to 364 code for a protein of 110 amino acids.
UCAGUCCGAUUUUCGAGUGCGCCGCGUUAAGAUGAAUCUAUUUGUGAACGGAAUUUUGUUGCUGCUGCUGCUGGCGGCGAUGUUGCUGCCACCCACGGAGGCAGCUGUUGCACGUGGCAUAUUCAAGGAUCCGGCGCAUCCCGGCAAGUGCUUCAUCAAGCCCAAUCUCAUACUGAAUCCGGGCGAGCGUGCCAAAUAUCCCGAUAUGGAAUGUGCGCGCAUUAUUUGUGCAGAGCACAGCAUGGCGGAAAUACACACCUGCGGCGUUGAGGCCCCGCCCCCUGGCUGCAAGAUGGGCGCAGCCAAAUUCCCCGAGGCCGAUUAUCCCAAGUGCUGCGAACGCCAAAUCGUUUGUGUCAAGUAAAGUGAAUCACUCGCAAAAGCUAUUGAAUAAAUAUUUUCAAUAUUUUA